CUAAGAAGUUAAAUGACUUGUUCAAGGUCACACAGAUAUUGGCUUACUAGCAUCUCAAGGAAACACAGCAACUAUAUGGGAAGUGAUGACUGAUUCUGUAUUGGACCCACAACAAAGGAACAGCAGUAAGGAAAUGGAUGGGCUAUGCCCUCAGCUGUUACUAGUGCCCCUACCUCUCCGUGACCGUGGUGUUCCAGGGCCAGUUCAGAGCAUUUCCUACUCUGAGACCCUCCCACCUCUGCCUACCAACUCAGACUGCCUGCUUGUGGAAGCCACAGCAACAGAGGGGAAUACAGGAAGCAUGGAAAUCUUUGUAGAAGCAGUCACUGGAGACUUAUCCCACAGUUCUCCUGGAGAGACACCAGGUGUUCUGGUGAAGGUGGUGAAGCUGUACUUUUGUGAGCGCUGUGAGCAGAGCUUUCCUGAGCCCACACUGCUGGGCCUGCACCAUUGUCCCAAGACCCUAUUGCAAUCCAAGGGCAAACUAUCUAGCCCCCAGCAAUCUACAGAAUUGAACCCUGGGAAUUCCAAUUUCCCCAAACCCCUACAGAGGCAAAGCCCACCAGAUGUGAAUCUCUUGCCAUGCCCAGUGUGUGGACAGGAAUUUGCCCACCCACAGGCACUUAAAAGCCACUUCAAGAGCCAUCAGGUCAUACCUGAGGCCUUCUCCUGCUCUGAGCCAGGAUGUGAGUUCUUGACUAGAGAACGAAAGGAGCUACAGGACCACCUACAACAGGCCCACAGUUUGGUCCCAGUGCCCUGCUCCUUUCGUGCCUGCCCCUUGCUCUUUGGAAGCCAGCAGGGCAUGGAACAACAUCGAUGUUCCCACUAUCCCUUCCAGUGCAGCAGCUGCAAUUAUAUGGGUUCUAAUGCCAAACUAUUCUGUCAGCACCAACGGAGCCACCUACCUGGGGCUCACAGGGAGCCAGCUUCUAGUCAGGAUCCCUCUUCUCAGGAGAUACAGCCAGCAACUGAGCAGUCUUUUAGUGAAGAGAACUCUUUGGAAGGAGCAGGCAGCUCCCUGCCUAGCAGAAAAUCAGUUGGAGAGGAGAAGGAACAAGAAGAAAAUGGAAGGGAUCUUCUUUCUCCUGAAGAGAAGGAAGAAGAAAAGAAAAAAGAAUAUGAGAGUGGGAGCAACAAAAAAGUCCAAAAGACACGAAAAGGGGCAUGGCAAUUCAAAGGAGAUGUGGCUGCUGGCUCUGAAUCAUUGUUCAAGACCCACAUGUGCCCUGAAUGCAAGCGUUGUUUCAAGAAGCGAACCCACCUGGUAGAACAUCUCCACCUGCACUUCCCGGACCCCAGCCUCCAGUGCCCCAACUGCCAGAAGUUCUUCACCAGUAAGAGCAAGCUCAAAAUUCAUUUGCUUCGGGAGCUGGGUGAGAAGGCCCACCGUUGUCCCCUGUGCCACUACCGGGCUGUGGAGAAGAAUGCUCUGAACCGGCACAUGGCGAGCAUGCACGAGGACAUCUCCAAUUUCUACUCAGACGUCUAUACGUGCCCUGUGUGCCGAGAGGAGUUCCGUCUGAGCCAGGCUCUCAAGGAGCACCUGAAGAGCCACGCUGUUGAGCCCACACGCCUGCACUGCUUUCAGGAGGGCUGUGGUCAUGCAGCACCUGACCGGAAGGCUUUUGUCCGGCACCUCAGGGAGGCACACGGGGUGCGAGCUGUGGAGUGCCGGCACCACUCCUGCCCCAUGCUCUUUGCAACAGCUGAGGCUAUGGAGGCCCACCGUAAGAGCCACUACGCAUUCCACUGUCCACACUGUGACUUUGCCUGUUCCAACAAGCACUUGUUCCGCAAGCACAAGAAGCAGGGACACCCUGGCAGUGAGGAGCUGCGCUGUGCCUUCUGUCCCUUUGCCACCUUCAACCCCGUGGCCUACCAAGACCAUGUAGGCAAGAUGCAUGCCCACGAGAAGAUCCACCAAUGUCCCGAGUGCAGCUUUGCCACUGCCCACAAGAGGGUGCUGAUCCGUCACACACUUCUCCACACUGGAGAGAAACCCCACAAGUGUGAGCUGUGCGACUUCACCUGCCGAGAUGUGAGCUACCUAUCCAAACACAUGCUGACCCACUCCAACACCAAGGACUAUAUGUGCACCGAGUGCGGCUACGUCACCAAGUGGAAGCACUACCUCAGUGUGCACAUGCGCAAGCACGCUGGUGACCUCAGGUAUCAGUGCAACCAGUGUUCCUAUCGCUGCCACCGGGCCGACCAGCUUAGCAGCCACAAGCUGCGCCAUCAGGGCAAGUCCCUAAUGUGUGAAGUGUGUGCAUUUGCCUGCAAGCGGAAAUAUGAACUGCAGAAGCACAUGGCCUCCCAGCACCGCCUUGGAGCCCCGGCCCCUCUCUACCCUUGUCGCUACUGCAGCUACCAGAGCCGCCACAAACAGGCACUGCUGAGCCAUGAGAACUGCAAGCAUACACGCUUGCGUGAAUUCCGCUGUGCUCUCUGUGACUACCGGACGUUCAGUAACACCACCCUCUUCUUCCACAAGCGCAAGGCCCAUGGCUAUGUGCCAGGGGACCAGGCCUGGCCGCAGCGAUCUGCUAGCCAAGAGCAGCAGGGCACUGAGCCAUGCCCAGCUCCCCCACCAGCCCCAGGGGUCUCAAGCCAGGCUUCUCCCCAGGAUGAGGAACGGUGCCCACAGCCCAUGGAGUCCUUCGAGCCCAGCUUUAACCAAGCAUUGUCAGGGAUUUGUGUGGACAAAGGAGAGGGAAAGGAGGAAGAAAAGGAUGCCCCCCAUGGGGAUAACUUUGUGAGACAGUCCCCCAGUCCUGCAGAAGUAGAUGAGGAUGGCUGUACCCUGCACCUGGAGGCACUGAGUGUUGAACUGGGCCCUGCUGCUGGGCUUCCCCCCAGUGAAGUGACAGACCCAUCCCCUGUGGGAUAUGAGGAUCUAGGCACCUCUGAAGCUUUGGGAUCAGAGGAGCCAGAUGGCCCAUUGGAGGGUCUGCCUGACUUUGAGGAAGAACCAGAGCUCCAGAACGGUGGUCAGUCUGGGAUAGCGGCUGUGGGGGAGCCGGGACAGGAAAAGCUACCUCCUGAUGCUCCUAGAGAUCUUGUAUCCUUGGAGGACACCCCAUAUAACUUACAGGGGGUCCCAUUGCCUGAAACACCAGCCCUGUCCCAAUUCCCACAGUCAGAGUCAGUGCUCAAAGCACUAAGAAGACGGGACAAAGAGCAGGCAGAGACCCUGGUGCUAGAGGGGCGAGUGCAGAUGCUAGUGGUGCAGGGGGAAGGACAAGCCUUCCGCUGUCCACACUGCCCUUUUGUCACUCGCCGUGAGAAGGCUUUGGGACUCCAUGCCAAGACUGGGUGCCAGGGUCGCCGGGAGCCCCUCCUUUGUUCAGAAUGUGGGGCUAGCUUCAAGCAGCAGCGUGGGCUUAACACCCACCUCCUCAAGAAGUGCCCCGUCCUGCUCAAAAAGAAUAAGCCUUUGCUCAAACCUACUUCUCCAGCCCUUUUAGACCCUCAGCCUACUGUUGCUGUAGCCUUGGAGAGCAUAACUGAGGGGACGCCACCCCCCACCACCUGGGAAAUUAAACUAGGGCCUGCCGAAAAUCCUCCCAACGAGCCUCCCCUGUCACCCCCCGGAGUAAAAGAGAGUGGGAGUCCGCCAUCUGACUCGUGCGCCCCAAUGGAAGGACAGCCUGCACCUGUGGAAGCCUCAGAAAAAUUCUACUUUGAGCAAGGGAAGUUCCACUGCCAUGCUUGCCCAUUCCUGUGUUCCCGCCGCUCCUCCAUUACCUCCCACGUGACCGAGGGCUGUCGGGGCCAAAGCCGGGGCAGCAAACGCGGCACCUGCCAGGCUGAGCCAGGCCUGAGCAGCAAUGACCCAGGCGAGCCAGGCCCAGCUGGGGAAGAUGGUGCCUCGGUGCCCCCAAAAGGGCCCCGGCUCUCCUGCCCCUCCUGCUCCUUCAGCUGUAGGCAGGAGCGGGCGCUGAGGACGCACCAGGCGCGGGGCUGCCCCGGUGCCGCGGAGCCUGGAGAGCUGCGCUGCAGCCUCUGCCCCUUCACAGCUCGGGCUGCAGCUGCUCUGAGGCUCCACCAGAGGCGACGGCACCGAGCGGCACCGGGGCUCUUGUCACCCCCUGGCCGUGGGCCCCGUCCCCUACUGCAGUGCCAGGAUUGCAGCUUCACCUGUAAGCAGAGCCGGUGCCUACAGCAGCAUCGGCGGCUCAAGCACGAGGGUGUGAAGCCCCACCAGUGCCCCUUCUGCGAGUUCUCGACCACCCGGCGCUACCGCCUGGAGGCACACCGGUCUCGGCACACGGGAGUGGGCCGCAUCCCUUGUGGGUCCUGCCCCCAGACUUUCGGCACCAACUCUAAGCUGCGCCUGCACCAGCUCAGAGUCCAUGAUAAGACACCCACACAUUUCUGCCCUCUCUGUGACUACAGUGGCUACCUACGGCACGACAUCACCCGACACAUCAACAGCUGCCACCAGGGCACGCCAGCCUUUGCCUGUCCCCAGUGCGAGGCACGCUUCAGUUCAGAGACGGCACUGAAGCAGCAUGCGCUGAGGCGGCACCCAGACCCUGCGCCCCUGGCUCCGGGCACACCCGCGGAGGCCUCCGAGGGUCCCCUGCCCUGUCCUCGCUGUGGUCUCUCCUGCCCCAGCCCCACCGCCCUGAGGUGCCACACUCGCAAGCAGCACCCCAGGCUAGAGUGCAGCACAUGCCACGAGGCCUUCUCUAGUCGGGGGGCCUUGGAGGAGCAUCGCAGGCGGCAGCACUUCAGCCAUCGCUGCCACCUGUGCAGCUUUGCAGCUCGGGAGCGGGCAGGGCUCGUGAGGCACUAUCUGGGACAGCAUGAGAAGACGGCGGCAGGGGAUGGGCCCACCCUGCGCUGCCCCUUCUGUGACUUUACCUGCCACCAUCAACCGGUUCUAGAUCACCAUGUGAAGGGGCAUGGGGGGACGAGAUUGUACCAGUGCACUGACUGUGCCUAUAGCACCAAGAACAGGCAGAAGAUCACUUGGCACAGCCGCAUCCACACUGGGGAGAAGCCAUACCGCUGUCAUCUCUGUCCUUAUGCUUGUGCUGACCCCUCUCGUCUCAAGUACCACAUGCGAAUCCACAAAGAAGAACGUAAAUACUUGUGUCCUGAGUGUGGCUACAAAUGCAAGUGGGUAAACCAGCUCAAAUAUCACAUGACUAAGCACACAGGAUUGAAACCGUACCAGUGCCCCGAGUGUGAGUAUUGUACAAACAGAGCAGAUGCACUCCGGGUACACCAGGAGACUCGGCAUCAGGAGGCCCGGGCAUUCAUGUGUGAGCAGUGUGGCAAGGCCUUCAAGACAAGGUUUCUGCUACGCACCCACCUUCGAAAACACAGUGAAGACAAGCCUUAUGUGUGCAAUGUGUGCCACCGUGCUUUCCGCUGGGCUGCCGGCCUUCGCCACCAUGCCCUUACCCAUACUGACCGCCACCCUUUCUUUUGCCGCCUCUGUAGCUAUAAGGCCAAGCAGAAGUUUCAGGUGGUCAAACAUGUUAGGAGGCACCACCCUGACCAGACUGACCCCAGCCAGAGUGUGGGCAAAGACCCUACUACCCCAACAGUGCAUCUUCACGACGUGCAACUUGAGGAUCCUGUGCCCCUAGCUCCUGCUGCACCUGAAGGUUGAGACAGACUUCUCAGAAGUCAUGGAUCAAGGACAAGGACUUGGACCAGAACCAGAUCCUGGUACCGAGGAGGGGCAAGGAAUUGCUGAAUUUGUCACAUCAGGGAGGCCGGACCUCUCCUAGGACUGGGUAUAGGGUACUAUGAAAUGUACACCUGUGUAAAAAAGACUGGAUCAGAGUAUGACUCUUAUUCCUACUUAGGGUGUUUUUAGACCUCAGGAUCCCUAAGAGUUUCCUCUAGAAAUCCUGAAUUCAGGGGUUCAGAUUUUAUUGAUUCUUUAAAGGCCUUUUCUUCUUACUUGUCAUGUCUUUCAGUAUUGCAUCAUCAUCAGGACAUCUUUAUUAAGCAUCUAAUGGCAUAUACUUUGUACAAAGCAACUUAAAACGGGAUGUGAUCUCUAGCUUCAGAUUCAUGUCUGUCUUUUUCUUAAUAUACCUUAACCAGGCUGGCACUUUAUUCUGCCCUUCCUUCUUGGACUGUUCUCUGAAACCUUUCCAUUUUAGGGUCAGAUACAAGACUAAUGCAAGCCUUCACUCUCAUCCUUGUUCCUAUUCCUUGGGUCCCUACAUUAGUCUCAAGCCUCACCCCAGCUCUGAGAAAGGCUCAGAUAAAGGAGGUUUUAGCAAGAGGAGAGUCCUAAAACAGCUAAACAGUUGUAUUUCCUCUUUUUUCAUAGGAAUCCCCAGCUCUGAGACACACCCAGAAGCUGACCAGCAGCUUUCAGGAGCUGAAGGGCAAAGACCCUGUUGGGGAAAGAGGGCUCUGGAGGUGACAGCCCCUCCAGGGCCUCCCUCCAUGAUCCAGGAGCCUUAGGUGAGAUCUGGCUUCAGGCCUUUUGCAUUUUUCUUUCCUUACCCUUCUUUGCCAUCCACCCCACCAGGGACUUUUCUGCUUCUUAUUCAGCAGCUUUGUUCCCUUUAUCUUACCUUCUGCCCCCAACUCCUGGCAAAGCUGGCCUCUGCCUUUCCUUUUUGCUCAGGCCUUUUUGCCUUUGCACAUCUCUCUACUCUGAAACAAGGAUGAGCCACACUCUAGACUGAAUCAGGAUAGGAGCUGCAUUUUGUCCAGGCAGGCCUAGGAAGAAGACUUAACGGGAUGUCCAAGAGAGGAAUUGCAUGUUGCUCUUCAGAGGUCAGACACAGUGAAGCUCAGGGUGGAUGGUCUGGCUGUCCCACAGGCCCUGCCUGGAGUCCUGGCUUCUUUCCCUUAGUGCCAUACUUAUGGCAAAGGAUGCAUGGCUCUGCCUGGAAACUCCUGGCACUCCUUUGGGGUUCCUCAUCCCUAGGCUUCCUCUUCAUUUCUGCAGUAGCCUUUGGCCCAGUAUGGGAGUGAGAGUUCUGGGCCUGGUUCAGGGCAGAGACCACAGCAAAAAGAGCAGCUUCCAGGGAGAGCUGGAGGAUGGAGCAGAAAGCAGGAAAGAUGCAAAAGGCUUGAGGAAG
Gracilinanus agilis (Agile Gracile Mouse Opossum) is the source of this 7067-nucleotide messenger RNA. It is a transcript of the gene ZNF142, whose product is annotated as zinc finger protein 142. Lineage: Eukaryota; Metazoa; Chordata; Mammalia; Didelphimorphia; Didelphidae. Gene Ontology annotation, biological process: regulation of gene expression. The record is from RefSeq and is a predicted model, not a curated record. Bases 86 to 5629 code for a protein of 1847 amino acids. The transcript is spliced from 9 exons. Gene Ontology annotation, cellular component: nucleus.